AUGGGCGCCGGCAAGACCCAACAAACACGAGGCCACGCCGGCCACAGCCACAGCCACGGCCACGGCCACCACCACCACCAUGACAACGUCUACCUCACUUCGACCAACAAGAACGACGCCGGCGUGCGCAUCACCCGCAUCGGCUUGUACUCGAACCUGGGCAUGGCCAUCGCCAAGGGCGCGGGCGGGUACGCCUUCAAUUCGCAGUCCAUGAUCGCCGACGCGUGGCACUCGCUGACCGACCUGGCCUCGGACGUGCUGACGCUCGCCACCGUGUCGUGGAGCCUGCGCCCGCCCACCGAGAGCUUCCCGCAGGGGUUCGGCAAGGUCGAGAGCCUGGGCUCGCUCGGCGUCUCGAGCAUGCUGCUGUUUGGUGGGUUGUUCAUGUGCAUGAGCAGCUGCGAGACGCUGUAUGCCCACUUCUUUCUGGAUGCCGAGGCCGCGCGCGCCAUGCUGGAGCAUGGCCAUGGCCACUCCCAUGGGCAUGGGCAUGGACACGGCCAUGGGCAUGGGGGUGCGCCGAGUCUGCACGCGGCGUGGCUGGCGGCUGGGACGGUUGCGAUCAAGGAGUGGUUGUAUCAUGCGACCAUGAAAGUCGCGCGCGACCGCAAAUCCUCCGUCCUCGCCUCCAACGCCGUGCACCACCGCGUCGAUUCCCUCACGGGCAUCGUCGCGCUGUGCGCCAUCCUGGGCGCCAACCUGCUCAAGGACGCGACCUGGCUGGACCCCGUCGGCGGCCUGCUCAUCUCGCUGCUCGUCAUCCGCGCGGGGCUCGGCAACACGCUCUCGGCGCUCUACGAGCUCGCCGACCGGUCCAUCGACGCCGAGGUGCGCGAGUCGGUCACCAAGCACGUCGGCACGUCCCUCGCCGCCCUGCCGGAUAACUUGGGGGGGGAAGUUGACCUGCGUGAUGUGACGGGCGUCAAGUCCGGGCAGAACUACCUUGUUGAUCUGGAGCUGGGCGUGCCGGCCGCGUGGACUGUUGAGGCUGUGCGGGUUGUGGAAGAGGCUGUGCGCACCCGCGUGGGGGGCAAAGUGCGUGGUGUGCGGAGGGUGAGGGUGCGUUUUGUCCCGCACACGGCGCCCGUGCCGGAUCGGUUUGAUGAGUUUAUUCCGGGGGAUGUUAGUCCGAGGAGUAGUCCCGAGCCGGAGGAUGGGGAGGAGAAUGGGAAGGAGGGGCGGAAGACGCAAUGA
Chaetomium fimeti is the source of this 1194-nucleotide messenger RNA. Its product is annotated as cation efflux family-domain-containing protein. Bases 1 to 1194 code for a protein of 397 amino acids. The record is from RefSeq and is a predicted model, not a curated record. Gene Ontology annotation, biological process: monoatomic cation transport; transmembrane transport. Gene Ontology annotation, molecular function: monoatomic cation transmembrane transporter activity. Lineage: Eukaryota; Fungi; Ascomycota; Sordariomycetes; Sordariales; Chaetomiaceae. Gene Ontology annotation, cellular component: membrane. The transcript is spliced from 2 exons.